GGGCCGACGCCGGCGGCGGGCGGGGUUCGCAGCUCCUCUCCCCUGAGAGCAGCCGGGGCUGCCGAGCUGGAGCUGGAGCCACAGCCGGAGCCCGCGGCAGAGUCGGAAUCCGGGGUCGGGCCGGAGCGGGCUCCAUCGACAUGGGGUCCGCAGACUCCAAGCUAAACUUCCGGAAGGCGGUGAUCCAGCUGACCACCAAGACUCAGCCCGUGGAAGCCACCGACAAUGCUUUUUGGGACCAGUUCUGGGCAGACACAGCUACCUCGGUGCAGGAUGUCUUUGCGCUGGUGCCGGCAGCCGAGAUCCGGGCUGUGCGAGAGGAGUCACCCUCUAACUUGGCCACCCUAUGCUACAAGGCUGUGGAGAAGCUGGUGCAAGGAGCGGAGAGUGGCUGCCACUCUGAGAAGGAGAAACAGGUCGUCCUGAACUGCAGCCGGCUACUCACCCGAGUGCUACCUUACAUCUUCGAGGACCCCGACUGGAGGGGGUUCUUCUGGUCCACAGUGCCCGGGGCAGGGCGUGGAGGGGGUGAGGAAGAGGAUGAGAACGCUCGUCCCUUGGCAGAGUCCUUGCUCCUGGCCAUUGCUGACUUGCUCUUCUGCCCAGACUUCACUGUGCAGAACCACCGGAGGAAUGACGUGGACUCAGCGGAAGAUGUCCAUUCCCUGGACAGCUGUGAAUAUAUCUGGGAGGCUGGUGUGGGCUUUGCCCAUCCCCCCCAGCCCAACUAUAUCCAUGACAUGAACCGGAUGGAGCUACUGAAGCUGCUGCUGACAUGCUUCUCAGAGGCCAUGUACCUGCCCCCAUCUCCAGAAAGUGGCAGCACCAACCCCUGGGUUCAGUUCUUUUGUUCCACAGAGAACAGACACGCACUGCCCCUCUUCACCUCACUCCUCAACACCGUGUGUGCCUAUGACCCUGUGGGCUAUGGGAUCCCCUACAACCACCUGCUCUUCUCGGACUACCGGGAGCCCCUGGUGGAGGAGGCUGCUCAGGUGCUUAUUGUCACCUUGGACCAUGACAGUGCCACCAGCACCAGUCCCACCGUGGACGGCACCACCACAGGCACCGCCAUGGAUGACGCUGAUCCUCCGGGGCCUGAGAACCUGUUUGUGAACUACCUGUCCCGCAUUCACCGUGAGGAGGACUUCCAGUUCAUCCUCAAGGGGAUAGCUCGGCUGCUGUCUAAUCCCCUGCUCCAGACCUACCUUCCCAAUUCCACAAAGAAAAUCCAGUUCCACCAGGAGUUGCUCGUUCUCUUCUGGAAACUCUGUGACUUCAACAAGAAAUUCCUCUUCUUUGUACUGAAGAGCAGUGACGUGUUGGAUAUCCUGGUUCCUAUCCUCUAUUUUCUCAACGACGCCCGGGCAGAUCAAUCUCGGGUGGGCCUGAUGCACAUCGGGGUCUUCAUCCUGCUGCUUCUCAGUGGGGAGAGGAACUUUGGGGUACGGCUGAACAAGCCCUACUCAGUGCGCGUGCCCAUGGACAUCCCGGUCUUCACAGGCACACAUGCAGAUCUGCUCAUUGUGGUAUUCCACAAAAUCAUCACCAGCGGUCAUCAGCGGUUGCAACCCCUCUUCGAUUGCCUGCUCACCAUUGUGGUCAAUGUGUCUCCCUACCUCAAGAGCCUGUCCAUGGUGACUGCCAACAAGCUCCUGCACCUGCUGGAGGCCUUCUCUACCACCUGGUUCCUCUUCUCAGCAUCCCAGAACCACCACCUGGUCUUCUUCCUUCUGGAGGUCUUCAACAACAUUAUCCAGUACCAGUUUGAUGGCAAUUCCAACCUGGUCUAUGCCAUCAUCCGUAAACGUGGAGUCUUCCACCAGCUGGCCAACCUGCCCACCGACCCACCCUCCAUCCACAAGGCACUGCAGCGGAGGCGGAAGACGCCAGAGCCUCUGUCCCGUGUUGGCUCCCAGGAGGGUACUUCCAUGGAGGGAUCCCGCCCUGCCGCUCCUGCAGAGCCAGGCACCCUGAAGACUAGCCUGGUGGCCACUCCAGGCAUCGACAAACUGACAGAGAAGUCCCAGGUAUCAGAGGAUGGUACCUUGAAGUCUCUAGAGCCCGAAUCCCAGCAAAGCUCAGCAGAAGGCAGCCUGUCUGAGGGGGAGCCCAGCCAAACAUGGAGAGAACAGAGGCGAUUGUCCAAUGCGUCAGCCAGUGGCCAGUGGAGCCCUACAUCAGACUGGAUCUUGUCCUGGAAGUCAAAGCUGCCGCUGCAGACCAUCAUGCGCCUGCUGCAGGUCCUGGUUCCCCAGGUAGAGAAGAUCUGCAUUGACAAGGGUCUGACGGAUGAGUCUGAGAUCUUGAGGUUCCUGCAGCAUGGUACCUUAGUGGGACUUCUGCCUGUACCCCACCCCAUCCUUAUCCGAAAGUACCAGGCGAACUCAGGGACUGCCAUGUGGUUCCGUACCUACAUGUGGGGCGUUAUCUAUUUGAGGAAUGUGGACCCGCCCAUCUGGUAUGACACCGACGUGAAGCUGUUUGAGAUCCAGCGGGUGUGAGGAUGGAGACCCGAGGGAACAGGGCCAGGAGAGCUGGUUCUAGUCCCCAGUGCUCCCCAACUCAUUGUUCUGAGCUUAAAGGUCCAUUAUCAGGGUGUGGGGCACACAGAGUGGCUGGUCCCGGAUGGCAGGUCUCAGGUGCCCAUUGUGGCUGGAGACAACAGAGAGUUAAAAAAAAAAAGUGCCCCUCUGUCCUCCAAGCUGUUCUCCUAGGAGCCUCUUGUCUCCAGAGAUACAACCCCAUCAGAACCCCUGCCCACUCUGGCUCCUCCUUCAAGACCUGCCCUUGUGCUGCCUGCCCCCAGAAGUUGCCAGGUCACUGUGCCCUAAGAGAUUGUCUCAAAAAGGAGCCAUGUGGUGCCCCAUGGGGCACUUGGUCACAGUGAAGGGAGUCCUGGCCACCUAGUCUGAGACUACUUACUGUUCCAGGCCUUCUCCUUUGCCAGUGCUCUGGGGGAAAGAGUAGCUGCUGGCCAAGGCAGCUGGCAACUUGUGAAGUAGGACUGUGGAGUGUGCUCUAGGGGCUUGGAGUAGGGUAUCGAGGGUGCUCUGUUACUGUCCCGGGGUCGGGGGAAUUUGCCUGACUGGUGGAACCUGAAGGAUGUCAGUGUCCCUGCCUUCUCUGUGGCCUGGGUGGUGGGAGUUACAUAGUCUAUGAGCCCCAACUCCGGUCUCCGGGUCUCCCAUGCCUCCCCUCUGUCAGUACAAUCUCUGCUCUGUACAAUCGACACUUUACACAAUAAAAUGUCCCUCCUUGUGC
This is a messenger RNA of Grammomys surdaster, 3264 nucleotides long. It is a transcript of the gene Hid1, whose product is annotated as HID1 domain containing. Gene Ontology annotation, cellular component: membrane; Golgi medial cisterna; Golgi trans cisterna. The coding region runs from base 141 to 2504 and encodes 787 amino acids. NCBI's taxonomy places the organism in Eukaryota, Metazoa, Chordata, Mammalia, Rodentia, Muridae. The record is from RefSeq and is a predicted model, not a curated record. The transcript is spliced from 19 exons.